CGGUGCGCCAGAGCCCGAUAAACUAAUAAACAAACAGUGAAACAUGGAGCUGUGUGAACGGAUAGUUUACCUGGAUAAUGAAGGGCAUCACGAGAGUAGAUUUAUUUGUUUAUUUGGCACAUAAAGACCUACUAACUGGAAGUUGUACCAGAUUUGAAUAGAUGUGUUGUCGCCCUGCUUUUGGUGGCGAGUCAGUGCGCUGCCUGUCACGCAGUGAGCAGCACAGCAGCCAGACGGACCAACUGAGGAAGAGAGAGACUGAUAAUCCUCCACGCCCAGAGAUCACCAGCCUCCUCGCCUCACCUCUCAGUUUCAGGUUCCCAACAUGACUACCCCAACGCCGAUCACUCCGGAGGAGGUGGAGGAUCUUAGAGAAGCUUUCGCCAAGAUUGAUGUGGACAACAACGGAUUCAUCAGCAAGGAUGAGCUCAACCAGCUUUUCAAGGCUGCUAACCUGCCGAUGCCGGGCUACAAGGUCCGAGAGAUCGUCCAGGAGCUGACAAAGUCCAGCAGCCAGCUCACCUUUGAUGAGUUUACUGAGAUUGUCCACGGGCUGAAGAACAGCGACGUGGCAAAGACCUUCAGGAAGGCCAUCAAUAAGAAGGAGGGAAUCUGUAACGUGGCAGGAACCUCAGAGCAGUCCGGCACUCAGCACUCAUACUCAGAGGAGGAGAAAGUGGCCUUUGUGAACUGGAUCAAUAAAGCUCUGGAGAAGGAUGCAGACUGUAAACAUGUUCUGCCGAUGGAUGCCAACAACGACGACCUGUUCACCGCUAUGGGGGAUGGGAUCGUUCUCUGUAAGAUGAUCAACCUGUCUGUCCCGGACACCAUCGACGAGAGAACCAUCAACAAGAAGAAGCUCUCACCUUUCACCAUCCAGGAGAACCUGAACCUGGCUCUGAACUCGUCUUCGGCCAUCGGCUGCCACGUGGUCAACAUCGGAGCUGAGGACCUGAAGGAGGGCAGGCAGCAUCUGGUCUUGGGACUGCUGUGGCAGGUCAUCAAGAUCGGGCUGUUCGCCGACAUCGAGCUUAGCAGGAACGAAGCUCUGAUCGCUCUGCUGCGUGAUGGAGAAACUCUGGAGGAUCUGAUGAAACUUUCUCCCGAGGAACUGCUGCUGCGUUGGGCCAACUAUCACCUGGAGGAGGCCGGCUGCAGCAAGAUCAAUAACUUCAGCUCCGACAUCAAGGACUCCAAGGCGUACUACAACCUCCUGAACCAGGUGGCACCCAAAGGAGACGAGGACGGAAUCCCCCCCAUCGCCAUCGACAUGUCAGGACUCAGGGAGAAAGAGGACCUGAAUCGGGCCGAGUGCAUGCUGGAUCAGGCCGACCGGUUGGGAUGCCGACAGUUCGUCAUGCCGCCAGAUGUCAUCCGCGGCAACCCCAAAUUGAACUUAGCUUUUGUUGCCAAUCUGUUCAACAAGUACCCGGCUCUGAAAAAACCCGAGAACGUGGACAUCGACUGGAGCUCCAUCGAAGGUGAAACUAGGGAGGAGCGAACCUUCAGGAACUGGAUGAACUCGCUGGGGGUCCAACCUCGUGUCAACCACCUCUACGCAGAUAUUGAUGACGCCAUGGUGAUCUUCCAGUUGUACGAGAAGAUCAAGGUACCAGUGGACUGGGACAAAGUCAACAAGCCCCCCUACUCUAAACUGGGCAGCAACAUGAAGAAGCUAGAAAACUGUAACUACGCAGUCGAGCUGGGAAAGAAGGAGGCCAAAUUCUCUCUGGUGGGCAUCGCAGGUCAGGACCUGAACGAAGGGAAUCGAAAACUCACCCUCGCUCUGCUCUGGCAGCUCAUGAGGAGAUACACCCUGAACAUCCUGGAGGACCUGGGCGAUGGUCAGAAAGUGACAGACGACACCAUCGUGUCCUGGGUCAACGGCACGCUCACAGACGCUGGAAAAUCUAAAAUCUCCGGCUUCAAGGACGGUUCUAUCAGUAGCAGUAUGCCAGUUCUGGACCUGAUUGAUGCCAUCCAGCCCGGAUCGAUCAGAUACGACCUGCUAAAGGCAGAAGACCUUACUGAAGAGGAGAAACUCAACAACGCAAAGUACGCCAUCUCCAUGUCAAGGAAGAUAGGCGCCCGAGUAUACGCGCUGCCUGAGGACCUGGUGGAGGUCAAACCUAAGAUGGUGAUGACGGUGUUUGCAUGCCUCAUGGCACGCGGCAUGAAGAGAGCAUAAGGACCACAACCACCUAAAAAUAUGGGAUAUACAAGGUUUCUAACAGGGUACAGAUAAUAAGUUAUGGUAUACAUUAAAAAACAGUGGUGAUAUCUGAAGGUAAAGGGACAUUGGAAAGUUAAUUUUUGUACAACCACUGCAGUCUGUUACUUAUAUUACUCUUACAAAUACUUUAGAAAAGUGAGCUUUAAAUUCAAAUAGGAUGUCAUGUUUUAUUUUUACAAACAUUUUAAAAUCUGAUUGUUAAAUCCUUUCUAUUGCAAUAUUGUUGUUUAAGAAUUAUCUGCAGCAGUGUGGCUGGUUAUUCAUAAAGGAUUUUCUGAAUGUUUCCAGGCAGAACUGCAAUGUUCCCCUUUACAGGUUUACUGUUUGUGUGAUACAUAACAAGUCAGGCAAAGUCUUACUUGCUCAGGUUUUCACUUGAUUACAAACAUAUUCCAAAUUAUGCCAGAUGAACGCAACAAAUAAAUGAAGAUUUUUCUAUUAA
Molecule: messenger RNA, 2675 nt
Organism: Sebastes umbrosus (honeycomb rockfish)
Lineage: Eukaryota; Metazoa; Chordata; Actinopteri; Perciformes; Sebastidae
Gene: lcp1
Product: lymphocyte cytosolic protein 1 (L-plastin)
Exons: 17
Coding region: 326-2188 (620 amino acids)
Biological process (GO): actin filament network formation; actin filament bundle assembly
Cellular component (GO): actin filament; actin filament bundle; cytoplasm
Molecular function (GO): actin filament binding; calcium ion binding
Source: RefSeq, a predicted model, not a curated record